Messenger RNA from Nerophis ophidion (straightnose pipefish), 403 nucleotides. It is a transcript of the gene ndufa2, whose product is annotated as NADH:ubiquinone oxidoreductase subunit A2. NCBI's taxonomy places the organism in Eukaryota, Metazoa, Chordata, Actinopteri, Syngnathiformes, Syngnathidae. The record is from RefSeq and is a predicted model, not a curated record. The transcript is spliced from 3 exons. The coding region runs from base 56 to 349 and encodes 97 amino acids.
CAAAAGACUCAACUCGUUCGCGAACGUCAUAUUUCUGUUCCAUCCGCAAGCCAAGAUGGCAGCCGCUGUAGUACGAAGUGUCGGCUCCUCUUUGGGUAAAAACCUCCGAGAACUGCGAAUCCACCUCUGCCAGACGUCUGCUGCUAGCAAAGGGACCAGGGAUUUUGUGGAGCAGCAUUAUGUGGACCUGAAGCGAGCCAACCCAGACUUCCCCAUCCUGGUUCGAGAAUGUUCCGGAGUGGAGGCCCGACUGUGGGCUCGCUACGACUUUGGGAAGGAGCGCAGCCUCUGUGUUGACAACAUGUCUGCUGAUCAGGUGGCCCAAAAUCUGCACGCAUUACUUCAAUAAGCUGUGUUUUAUCUUGUAAAUGUAUUCAUAUUAAUAAAUAUUAUUGACACUGAA